AGAAAAAAUAAACAAAGUUCUUUCUAAAUGGAAGAAGAUUCAAUGAUAAUUACUGUUUUAUUUGGAAUAAUUUUAUGGUCUACACUUUUUUUAUUAAUUAGAAAGGCUUUUCCUAAACGUUCAUUUGAUUUUUGCAAUCGUUUAGUUUCUACAAUUCAUGCAUCUUUAGCUGUGACUUUGGCUUCUCUAUCUGUUCAAGAUUGGAGCUGUCCUGUUUGUCCUGUGGCUUCCACAUCUUCUCCCAAACAGAGGAAGGCACUUGCAGUGACAGCAGCCUAUCUUAUUUAUGAUUUUGGUUGUUGCCUAUUUGACAAACAAGUGAGGAUUGAUAACUUGGUUCAUCAUUUGGUGUGUGUUGUUGGAAUUGGAGCUGGCUUUGCUUAUAGAUUGUGUGGUUCAGAAAUGGUUGCUGCAUUGUGGAUAACAGAAAUUUCAAGUCCAUUUCUUCACCUAAGGGAGCUUCUCAAAGAACUUGGAUAUAGAGACACUGAUCUUAACUUUGCUGCUGAUGUUUUAUUUGCAGUCAUUUUUUCCAUUGCUAGAAUGAUAGGAGGGCCAUAUCUCAGCUAUGUUACUCUUUCUGCUGAUAAUCCAAUCAUCAUAAAGGCCAUGGCUUUGGGGCUACAAUUUGUAAGUGCUUUCUGGUUCUACAAGAUUGUGAGGAUGUUGAUGUACAAAUUGUCAACAAGGACAAAAUCUACAACUGUACUUCUUUCAAAGAAAUAGUUUGCUGACUAUUUAUUUUGAUGUUGGUGAUAUAUGACUCGAUAUAUUUAACCUUCAAUUAAUUAAUUAUUUUUUUCCUUUU
Solanum tuberosum (potato) is the source of this 808-nucleotide messenger RNA. RefSeq lists its product as uncharacterized. The transcript has 5 exons. The record is from RefSeq and is a predicted model, not a curated record. Bases 28 to 726 code for a protein of 232 amino acids. Lineage: Eukaryota; Viridiplantae; Streptophyta; Magnoliopsida; Solanales; Solanaceae. Gene Ontology annotation, cellular component: membrane.